AUGAAAACAACAGGAAAUCACCCGAAUUCUCGACUCAGACGGCACGUGCAGAGAGUAGGCCUUAGAAUUAUUUUGUCCGUUGCUUUCUUUGAUGCAAGGUACAGACUACACCUUAGAAGAACUUGUCUUCAUCUCAGUCACAAGGGUCUACUUCCCAACAGCUCGGGGCACGUGGGAGUGGGCACGCUGCAUCGCACGCCCCAGGCUAUCAGUGUUUUCCUUAGCAAACCACUGGACAAAGACCUCGAAAAACUAGUCUCGGCUGUGCAGAAGGGCGACCGGUUCAAAGCUUUGUCCUUCGAGGACUUCCGGAGAUACGUUUUUCGUGCGUCUGAUCACGACAGUGAACCCUUCCUUUCCAAAGAUGGCAAGUCUGCAAAACCUAAACCUGCCAAGCCCUCCGAGUCGAAAGGGGCAAGCGUGAAGUCAGUGAGUACUUCAAAGCCUCUAUGGUCAUUGGACUCUGGAUUGUUUCUGGUAAGAUCAUCUGCUGACCAACUACGUGUGGCGUACGAUGCCCUUGAGCGAGUGCAUGGCAACGUUACCGUGAAUGCUUUGCUGAUCUCUUUCACAAACAUCUCAGACAUUAUGGCCGUUGACCAAAAAAGAUACAAUGGUGGUGACCGCAUUAUGUGCCGCGUUCGACUCGGAGCGGACAUGAACCCUCUUUGCGGAAAGCAUCCAGUGGUUGCUGUCGUGCCAUCUCGUAUGAUAUGGACUGAGGAAGGCAAGGGCCACUGGCUGAUAGACGGUCAAAAGAUAAAGAGCUUUGCCCAAAUUGGAAGUUUGCCACAUUUCCUCCCACCAGGCAGCGCUGGUGUAAGGGAAUGCACUGUAUGGCUCACUGCACCAUGGCCGACGGAGCAUCGAGCUUUCGACGUGAGAGUCUUUGCCUCUGACGCUGGACGAGUUCCGCUGAGACAGGUAGGUGGCCAAGUUAGCUUCUCUGUCCAUAUGCCAUCCCCGGCAGCGCCAAAGUUGGAACAAUUUGGCCUAGAGCCCCGAGCGAAUAGCUGCUCUGCUCUCCUCCAUUGGGUAGCUCCAGUGGAAGAGAAGUACUGUCCCCCGAUUGUCAAGCACAUUUUGCAUGUUGAGCCUAUGCUUCCACCCACUCAGCAGGUGGUGAGCAGUGGAGACCAGGCCAUCAAGGAUUUGGAGGUGUGGAAUCAGGAUUUGAGGGACUUGGAGAAGCGCAAGAGCAUCAAAGUCAACGACCUUCAACGUGGUGUGCCAUAUCGCUUUGCAGUGCAGUGUGUGCACCAGGUGGAAUCGAAAGAACAAGAAGUCCUCGGAGCUGUCAGCGACUUCUCGGAGACGAUUACGAUGCCAAUCUAUCCGGUGCCACCACAGCCAGGCACACCUGAAGUGCGAGCUUGGCAACAGACAGGCAAACUUGAAGUCUUAGAGAUACUUGUGCCUGUUCAAGAUUCUGAUCUCGUGGACAGGUUUUUUUGCUACGACAUCGAAUACAGACCAAAGGGCAAGAGUGAAUGGACAAGGAUUCCAGACAGCCAAAUGCACAUGAACCAUGAUCCGAAGUGGGACGAGCCCUUGGACAGCUACUGCUUCUCAUGUUUGCUCAUCGGCCCAAAGCCUGUGAUUGAAGAACGUGAUGCUUUGGAGUUUCGAGCACGAUCAGUGAACAAUGCGGGGCCUUCAAGAUGGAGCCCUCCGUCUCCAAGCAUCCAUCUGGGAAGCGCGGAAGACCAGGGUGGUGGUGAUGCAGAGCAGACCGAGUUGCAACUCACAGCAUUAGAUGUGUUUUCUGCAGCAUCAGCGGUGCUUGCAGAUGUUGCAGCUGAACCAUCACCAAUUCAAACAGGUAAAGCCACUCUGUCUCGCGGACGGACACAAAUCUUGGAGAGCCCCAAACCAUCACUGGCUCAUUCGAAUUUCCCAAAAUGUCCUCGGACGCAUUGUCGCAUCCAAUGGCAAUUAGAAGAAGGUGAAGAGAUUCACUACCAGGUUGAGGCUCGCGAGGAGCGGUUGCCAUUCUAUGCGGCGUGGACUCCGUUGCCAGCGUACUAUCGCUACAACGAAGACAAGGUUGGAGAGGUCUUUGUUUCAGGUCUUGAGAGCUUUCCUGUGGCGGAACCGCUGAUCCUGCGAAUGCUCAAGGGCAGUGGGAAGCGAGGUGUUUGUGCCACCGUCCGACUUCAUGGAGUUGCUGGUCCACCUGCUCCACCGUCUCUACAACUUGCUCGGACGCUGACUGCACCCGGCAGUGAGCUCCCAGUGGCAGAGCUCAUGUGGCAUGAGAAGGAGCCCCUGAAAGAGAUGAAGACAUUGAUCGAGGCCUCUUGGGAACUCGAAAACUCCUUGAAGACAGGGUGGAGUCAACUUGCUACGGCGCAGCCUAUGCAAAUGGACGAUGGAGAAGAGGGGCUUCUCAACAUUUGCUUUGUUCAGCUUCAACUGCCGAAUGCCGACGGAGGACAAGGAACUCGUUGUUCCCUGCGGAUGCGGUAUGAAGGGCCCGAUGGACAGAAAGGGGAAGCAUCUGCUGAGACUGAUGCUGUGCAGCUGGAUGAUGCGAUCCAAACGGCAAAAGCAGCUCAAGAAAUUGUAAGGCGAACAACCAUUAAGAAAGCAAAGGCUCCGCGUCGACCGCAGCAGCUGACAAUCAUAAGUGGCAGCAAAAGCCUCUGGGAGGUUUCUUGGGAACAGAAGGGAAAAUCGGACAAAGUACCAAUCUAUGAAGCAGAAGUUUGCUUCGGCAAAGCUGGCUUGGAGGCUCCAGACGAGGAUUGGCAGCCAGUUCGCAGCUUAUACGUGCAACAGAUGGAAGAGGCUGAAGGAGAGAAUGGUGGACUACGUUCAGUAACAGCAGCUGUGGCACUUCCUCACGACCUUCCCAAUGACAAAGCUUGGCGACUCCGUGUACGCAUACAAGGGGGAGACUGGUCUACACCAACAGCCUGGCAAGAGCCAGGCGUGGUGGACUAUGAACUUCCACUUCCAGGGCAGCCAACUGUCAGGAGCAAUCUAUUCACAUUUGCUCUUCAGUGGGAAGUCAGCGGUCACUGGAGUCUCAUCCAGAAUUUGCAGUAUGAAGUACAGGUCUCCGACAAGUCCGACAAUGUGACCAUCGUCAAAGCUUUGGUCGAACGUGGAGCAGCUUCUGAAGCUGUAAAAGCGAGCUUUGGCUAUGAGGAGCUGCGCUUCAGGGUGAGGGCCAUGAGCGCCAAUGGAGUCAGCGCACCUUCCGAACCCUCCGAGACUGAGAUACUGCUGAUUACCAAUCCUGCUGUCCAGCAGCCUCCUCCACCUCCAGAUUUGUUGGGCAAAGGAAUCAUCCUGUUUGAGGAGAAGAACAACUCGCUAUUCCAAUCUGCUCUGAUGCAUGUGUGCUUUCCCAAGCCGCUGACGGAUAUUCAUGAAUUGAACGAGGGGUUGCCAUCAGUGGAAUAUAAAUUGGAAGCCCAGUUUGGUUCGCAGCAAGAUGAAUCUGACUGGAAGCAGAUAGACCGGUCGCUGAUAUAUUGCGACGAGUCGACAAACACGGUCACAGCUCUAGUACCUACACUGGACGAGGAUGCAGAGGAAGCAGAGGAAUUUAACUUUGAGUUUGCUGAGAACGAAAGCCGCGUAUCCUUCGCGCGGAGACUUCACCCUCAGGAAGUACGGUUUCGCUUGUCAGCAGAACGAGUUGCCAGCGAUAUUUUCAAGUUUGAUCCAGUGCAUUCGAAGCCAUCGAGCACUUUCUCACAAGACUUGCCAGCGAUGCCGUGGAAUCUCAAUAUUUUUGGUGUUUCCGGCGACAUGCUAUGCAUCAACUUCCAGUGGAGCUUGCUGGCGAGAAGCUGCAAAGGCCUUCUUUGGGCAUGUUUGGAUGUGAAACGCGCAGAGCGGCAAAACCCAGAAGAGGAAGUGCCAGAGGCUGGGGAUGACUCCGAGGACAUCGACAAUGUCAUAGGUGGUAUUCCUGUGUUUUGGGUGCCGGCGAGCGACUUGCGGACACUUUAUGGUCACUACUCAAGCCAUCCCACCGCAGAUGCCCGAGAUACCACUCCCAGCGAUUUGAUGUCAAAGGCUUGCGCCAAGACCAAUGAAGCCAGCUGCGUCGGAAUGAUUGCGCUACCAAAAUGCUGCCGAGAUAUGACGGCUGUCAGAGUUCGCCUUCAGAUGUCAAUGAGGAAUGCUUUUGGACAGACGAAUUGGAGCCAACCAUUCGUCAAGCAAGUUCAAGAAGAUCCAGAAGAGGAGGAAGCAGAAGAAAAGCCAGCAGCAGUUUGCACGCUACACUUGCAGUACCCUGAGUGGACCUGUAUACUUCCUGGGGAUGACGAGAUGCUUGAGAAUUUCUCCCCGCAAGUUGUGCUGCGUGAGACGUCAACAACCGGAGCACGAGAGGUGGUUCUUUUGGACAAGGCGGGUCCGAAGGCAGAAGCUCGCUUGGUUUUCACGGUGCAAGGAGUCCUUCCAAAGUGCUUGCACCUGGACAGCUCCACGGGAAUCAUCACAUGGAGCCUGUUAGCUGAGGGAGAACCUGAUGAUGAGCCCAUGACGGGCAUCAUGGACACGUUUGUGAUACAGGUUGCGCUCGUGGAAUCCUGGUUCGACGAGCACAACGGCUUUCAAGCAGCUGCAAGCCUUUGCGCGUCAGCACCAAUGCACUUGGCAGCUGCACCCAGUGCAUUUGGUGCAGAUGAUGCAGCUUGGGACUUUCUCAGAAGCAUACUGCGAGGCUUUGUGAUGGAGGUGCUGCAAGGUCGUGGUUCAGAAACAAUGCAAGCGGCUUGUGAGUUGUUGCAGGACGAAGAGCUUGUGGAAGGAUUUGCAGACAUUUGCGAAACGUUGGCGAGUGAUGUAGGGCUCUCUGCAUAUGAGGUUCUCAUGCGAGUGCUGGAACUGCCUAUCAACUACCUGGAACUCGCAGCUGAGCUGGAUCCGGACGACUUCUUGGACUUGAUUUGUGUUGCGCUCGACUCUGUCAAUGACGAGAUGCCCAAUUCUCAAGGCCAUGGUUCUGAGCCAGACGAUGAUCAUCACUUUGGGGGUGUAGAGGGAUCAGAGAAUGACUCUGGAUCGCACGAGAAUGAUGGCUUGGGGACAAGUUCUUCGGAUGACGAAGAAGAUCAGGAAGAACACCAGAUGCCUCUGAACCUUGACGGAGAAGUGAGAAUCGACCUGAAUAAAGAGACGGCCGAUGCCAAGAUCCAAGUACAGCAUGUGGACGGAAUCACAGCCCCAGCUGGAAGUCCUGCAGCCACCCCAGCCCCAAGCAGCUCAGCCCCAGGUGAGCGAGGCAGCACGAUGCUGGUGGGCCUUACCAAGGUCAUAGCAGCAUUUGGAAGCAGGUCAUCUGCCGCAGCUGCCGCCAGACGAAGCUCUUUGGCCCGCGGCCCCGGGACCAUCACUGCCAGGCGGGCUAGCAGAGCAGAAUUGCAGCAGUUGCGAAGGGCUUCGCACCUAAAACUGGACGGUUCCACCGAAAAUCUGGAAGGACUUGGAGGUGUGUCCAGCAACAAGUUGAGAAGUUUUCGAAGAAUGUCAAGUCACCGUGGCAGCGGUGCUUUAAAUCAUCAAGGCGAUGAAGUCACAGCUACCAGGAGCAACAGGCCUGAGCGAAAGGAUGCUGCGGAAGUGGAGAUAUCUUAUCCAGACUUGCUGCCCAUGUGGCCUUCUUUUGAAGAGUGUGAAUUCCACCCGUCCAUCAACAUACACAAAACGAAAGCCGCUCGACGGAGAUCCAUUAUGCAUUCAGCAACUCAUGCAGGCCUAAGUGCACAAGAUGAUGCCUCACCACCACGAGAAUCGAUACAGUUUUCUAUUGCUCCAGGUCUUCCUGGGCAGAUCUGCAUGGAUGAGACCACUGGUGUGAUCAGAGGAUGUCCCUUGAUGGAACGCGUUGCGGGCUGUAGCUAUACGAUCAGCGCAAGUGACCGUUCCACUGGAGAAGUCGUUGGCAAAUGCACAAUUCUCUUCGCUGUGGCACCUGCAGAGGUUGCUCGACUCUGCAACGUAGCCUUUCGCGGGCAGGAAGUGUUAAAAGCAGGUCCAUUGCAGGUGAAAGCUCCUGCAAAGGGCUACCCAGCAGAACCGAAAGAUCCUCUAUCUUCAGGAGAGGCCUGGGUCUCUCAAGUUACUCCGAGGCAUGGCCAGCCAUGGGCGCGCGUACAGCCACCACUACACAGUGCGACUCCAGGGCCUUCUCCUGUCAGGCCAUGGAUGACUGUCCAACAAGCCUUGAAUGCCUCUCUGACAAAACACUCUUCAAGGCAGGGUGUCAUACAACUUGGCCCACCUCUAAAGGACAGAGAUCGCAACCGUCAGUCCACAUCCAGAGGCACACAACUCACACAACAACUUCCACCUGUAAAUAUUUCUAGGCCACGGAAUUGAAACGAAUUCCAUUCAUGUGGACAGACAUUUCCUGCUCUACAUGACCAUUUUGUGAGUCC
Messenger RNA from Cladocopium goreaui, 6404 nucleotides. NCBI's taxonomy places the organism in Eukaryota, Dinophyceae, Suessiales, Symbiodiniaceae. The record is from the annotation of a GenBank genome assembly.